CUUUGAAUUGCCAUAAUUAUUAAUCGGCGGGUCAUCUGAAUCCGUGUACCUCUUCACAUGUGUGACCCGUUUACCCUUCUUUACAUCCCCUUGAAACCCUAGUGCAUCCAGCGGUUUUUCUCAAGAUCUCUUGAAAGGUAUUGAGAGGGCUUUUAUGUUCCGUACAUAGAUAGCGUCGAGUGUCCUAAGAUCAUCGACGCCGUGUUCCAUUGUCACUUCUCUUGACUUGAACGGAAAGGAAAGGCAGACCUAACCUGGACUGCUAACAAAGAGUAAUUAAAAUGCCGUUUGGGAGGGAAAAAAACUCUCGUAAUCGACCUUUCUCAAAAGAAGACAAAAUACCUUUUUACUCAGAUGUAUGCGCAACCGCCGAAACGCGUUACAGCAGAAAACCUCUGGACGCGAAAAAUUUGUCAAGAUGGGGAGAGGCUCUGAUAGGGUUGGCUGUAAUCAAGGAUAACGUAGAAUCACAAAAAGAGAUGCUUCGAGAUUCAAUUAAAAAGUUGGAGGAGGCCUUAUCAAUUAAUGACAAAAUGACCGAAACCCAUUUUUUGCUUGGGAACGCCUAUCACAAGUAUGGAAUCUUAACUAAAGAUUAUGAUAAGGCCCAACCAUACUAUCAAUCUGCUUAUUACUCAUUCAGAAAGGCUCAUAAUCAGGAUCCUAAAAAUGAAGUUUAUUCUGAGUGGAUGAACAUGUCUCAACCGUGUCGAAUCUCACACAAGGGAUGGCAUGAUAUACGGUUAAGAAUUAUCACAAAGAGACCACUUAUUGAUGAGGAAGCAGAUGGAAUGGAAAUGAUGGUCAAGUUUGGUGGGAUGACUAUUAUUGCUGUCGCUGUUGGCAUUCUUGCUGUUGGAUUUGGGAGCCUGUUGCAGCUUCUUUAACCGCGCACUUAAGAAAUUGAACAUUAGUAAAUUAAUAUUGUUAACAGCUGAAAACUAUGCAUGUUUGCAUUGGAGUAUUUUAUCUUUAUCCGAGUGUUUCAAUGUAUUUAAGACAAUAUUUUCGGGCACUAAGUGUGGAGGAGGAGGUGUUCUCUUUAUCUUUGUUGGGAUUUUGAUCUCA
Tripterygium wilfordii is the source of this 1068-nucleotide messenger RNA. RefSeq names its product mitochondrial import receptor subunit TOM20-1-like. Gene Ontology annotation, biological process: protein insertion into mitochondrial outer membrane. Gene Ontology annotation, molecular function: protein binding. The transcript is spliced from 7 exons. The record is from RefSeq and is a predicted model, not a curated record. Bases 282 to 887 code for a protein of 201 amino acids. NCBI's taxonomy places the organism in Eukaryota, Viridiplantae, Streptophyta, Magnoliopsida, Celastrales, Celastraceae. Gene Ontology annotation, cellular component: mitochondrial outer membrane translocase complex.